This is a messenger RNA of Glycine soja, 483 nucleotides long. RefSeq names its product pectinesterase inhibitor-like. Bases 1 to 483 code for a protein of 160 amino acids. The transcript is spliced from 2 exons. Lineage: Eukaryota; Viridiplantae; Streptophyta; Magnoliopsida; Fabales; Fabaceae. Gene Ontology annotation, biological process: negative regulation of catalytic activity. Gene Ontology annotation, molecular function: pectinesterase inhibitor activity. The record is from RefSeq and is a predicted model, not a curated record.
AUGCAAGGCCACCUCGAGGACAAGGAUGCCAGAACGGUGAAAAUACGCGACAUUUGCUCAAAACACCCGAAGCCUGACAUUUGUGGCAAAAUUCUACUCUCAUUACCUGGUGCAGCUGAAGCUGUGGAUCUUCGCAGCGCUUCCUUGUAUGUCAUCAAUGUGGCUCAUGGCAAUGCUACUGAGGGUAAGUUCCAAACCACUCGUAUCGCAAGAGGCGCUGGAGACCCUGAAACGAGACAACGUUACAAUGCAUGUUCUAAGGAUUAUACCGAUGUGUUGCUUUCCCUUGCUAGGGCUAAGAAGUCUUACAGCUCUGGAAAUUACUCCGACCUGAAAUCCAAUGGCGCAAUUGUGAUCAAAGAUGUUCAAGAUUGCGACACAAAGGCUACUGAUUCAACCUAUGUCUUGUUGAUAAACCAGGAUGUGGUAGAUACAAGCAGGAUCAUUGUGAUUCUAGCAGACUAUCUGGCUGGGAAAUAUUGA